AACCCACGGCAAUUGAAAUACGGAAUGACUGCCUCUAAUCAGGCCGUUCAAGGUCGUUGAAACAAAACGGCGGACAGAUUCGAAGGAGCCUACCGUUCAUACCUUGCCUUUUCCCCGUGCCUGUAUUUAUGACCUCACUCUAUUUUUAGCACAAUGGAGGAUAGUAUGAGUCGUUUGCUUAUGCAAUCAACUUUAAUGGGGACUAUCGUUACAACAAUUGGUAAUCAUUUGUCGAAACUACAAUCUAAUUCACGUUUGCUUGAAAAGUUGCUAUGUUUUCUGUUCAAAAAUAAUGAUUUGGAAAGUGCUCAAAAUGUAUCGGUCACGGAAUUAUUAAACCAAAAGUUCACUGUUGAUUCAGUUCAAAGUGCUGGUGAAUUGUAUGUCUCACAAAAAAGCAGUGACCUAGCAAAAUGGCUAGAGUUAACUGUCAUCCGUAGUCUUGAACAGCUUGAAUCCACAAAACGUGAAUCGGUGUGUUACAAGAGGACUAGCACUACUGUUCCACUUGAUAAGCAACUGUCUCAUAUAAGAAGUUUUCUUGAAAUCAGCAGGAAAAGAAAACAUCUGUUUGAUCUUUCUUCUGAGCUUCAAAACUUAAAACGCAUUCAACUACAAAAAUGUAAUGUGUCAAGAGAUUUUUUAAAUGCUGAACUUCAAUUAACGCUACAGACAAAGGUCCACUACAUGAAGCACCGUAUCGGGAAGUUAAAGUUGGACGUAGAAUGUAACAAAACAAACCUUUUUGAAUAUGAAUCACUAGGCACAGAAAUAGUGAAUAUUGAAAGUCUUUUGAGAAAGAAACGGGAAACGAUUCGCCGUUUGCAUGAAGAAAAUGAAAAGCUGUUAGAUAACCUCCCUUUAUUAUGUCGUGAGACGAAACAAAUUAAGCAACAACUAUCGGGUCAGAUAAUUGAUACACAUAAAGUGGCGCAUGAACUAACAAGCAACAAUCUACUGCAGGAUUUUAAUGAAAGGAUUCAAGAUAUUUCAUUCGACAGAAGAACAUUUACCAGUGGUAAUACUUACGUCGACACUCUACAUGCUGACAGUCUAUACAUAAAUUGCUGUAAUUUAUAUUCUCUUGAUCCUAAUCUUAAGAUUCCAGAUGUCCUGCUGAAAUGUAUUCUAACACAAAUCAAAGAAAGCUGGCUAGCUGAGAAUAGUUUAAAAUUGUUACACUAUCUUUUGAUGAAUUUAAACAAAGAAAUUCUCAUUAGUGAAAAACUGCAAAACUACGACGUGACGUUUAAGGCUAAAGAGCUAAAACAUUUACUUCCUUGUGUUACAAAUUUAGAAGAAUUAUCGAAAGAAAUAAAACAGCGCAUGUCAGUAUGCAUUGAAUUACUGUCCGACUGUUAAUUCUAUAUCUCCGAGAAGUAAAUAAGACUUUAUAUGUGAAGGAUGAACCUGUAAAAGAAAGUCACACAUAUGAGAGAAAUAACAAAUUUUUGUCACAAAGUACAUCAAUCAUUGCUCUUUAGAUAUGAUCACACAGAUAACCAAAAUGAACAAUGACAAAAGAGGUUUAUCAGUUUUCAUCUUUCGUUUAAUUCUGUUGAUGUGGUUUAAGCACUUAACUUUCAGCUGUAGUACGAAGCACUAAACAAUUUUUUCAGCCAUUUAACAAGCAGAAUAAAAAAAAUUAAUUAAAAUUAAACUAGUUAGGACUAAAAUAUUUAUUCAAUCACUCCAAUAAUUCACAUUGACUGAAUGGUUUUCGGUGCAUAAAACUAAUAAAUAUAAAUCUAAAUUUACCUUGAUAAGAUGAAGUGCGAGA
Messenger RNA from Schistosoma bovis, 1780 nucleotides. The record is from the annotation of a GenBank genome assembly. Lineage: Eukaryota; Metazoa; Platyhelminthes; Trematoda; Strigeidida; Schistosomatidae.